AUGCACGUCAUUAUGAUAUCCGUUGGAAGUUGGGGAGACACCGAACCGUAUCUGGCGUUAGCCCAAGAACUCUUGACCAACAGCAAUCACUGUGAUACUAAUAGCACCAAUAAUAAGGUGGAUUUCUUUGUGCAAUCUCAAUACGAAUCCAGGGUGAAACAGGUGACAACAACCACACUUAUUGGUGACGAUGAUGAUGAUGUUGAUGUUGAUGAUGACGACGACGAUUCGUCGUUACAAAAUCCUUUCCACCAAAACAACUUUCGACUGCAUGCACUUCCCUUCUCCACCCAAGACUUUUACAAGGUCAAACCUAAUACUACUACCAACAACAACAACAACAACAACAACCAAGAUCCCAAACUGAAACAUGUCGCAACGGUAGCCGAAAUCAUGGGAGAAUUGGUAUUGCCAUGUGCCAGGUGGAUUUUGGAUUCCAUAGCACCCACCAUUGCCAAUAAGAGCAAUACCAUUUUGCUGUCGUCGGCACUGUCGCGACCACUUGGUUUGCUAUUGGCGCAAGUAUUGGAAAUACCUAUGGUGCUUCUGCACUUGCAACCAUUGGUACCCAAUACCAUCUUUCCUCUCUAUAGAGUGGUACCAAUAGAAACCUGUGUGCAAGCCAUGCUGUUGUAUAAUAAUGACGAUCACAAUCAAUAUUAUGAACAAACCUAUUGGAAAAUUGAUCAUCCGUUGGAAGAAAUCUUCCUCAGGGAUCGAUUGAUUGCUGCUUAUGAUCAAUUUGGAUUGGUACCACCGACCUGGUCCGAGUUGCAAACCAUAUUAGCAGGAGGAGGAGGGGGAGAUGCGAAUGAUGAUGAUGAUGAUCAUGCUUCGAAGAUUCAUCCUCAUCAUCAUCAAGAAGUAGUACACAUUGUCAAUUGCUAUUCCAAUCAUUUGAUUCCAUCCAUUGUGGGGACUCCGGGAGUUGGUCCAAAUGUCCACGAGAUUGGGUGCUUGGCCGAUGCCUAUAUUCCUUGGAAUUACAAGAGAACAUUGAAUCCAGACUUGGAAACCUUUCUACAGUCUUGCAAGAAGAUGAAGAAUACUCGUCCACCCAUUUGCAUUGGAUUUGGGUCCAUGCCCUUUUCCGAACUUUCGGCAGUCAUGGAUGCUCUUAUUGAAUUGGAGGAUAUUCCUGCUAUUUUGGUGGGGAAACCCUUUCAAUUUACCUCGUGUCCACCUCGAUAUCAAGAUUUGUUGUUCACCAGCGGCAAGGUCUUUCGGAUGGAAUUUGUUCCCUACGCCCAUGUAUUGCCAAAAUGUUCCAUGAUGCUUUGUCAUGGGGGUGCCGGUGUGGUGCAUGCCACGAUACGGGCAGGAAUCCCGUGUCUGGUACAUCCCAUCAUGGGAGAUCAAUUCUUGUUUGCCUCCCUCUUGGAACAAAAGGGUCUUGGUGUCCGGAUUAUUAUUGGAACUGGUGGUGAUGGUGGUGGUGAUGGUGGUGAUGCUACUUCGAAAAGGCAAUUGUUGCAAGCUUGCGACAUUGUACGGGCUGUCCGCAAGGUCGAUUCAUCAUCAUCAUCAUUUUCAUUUUCAUCAUCCAGCAGUAGCAAUAGUAUUCGAACGAAUUGCCAGGAAUUGCGUCAGAAAAUAAUAACGGAAGAGAAUGAUGCUGGUAUUCAUCAUCCUCAUGGAGUAGUGCAAAUGGCAACUCUAUUGCAACAGAUUGUUCUUGGCAACAAUAAACGAGGAGUAUAG
Cylindrotheca closterium is the source of this 1701-nucleotide messenger RNA. NCBI's taxonomy places the organism in Eukaryota, Bacillariophyta, Bacillariophyceae, Bacillariales, Bacillariaceae. The record is from the annotation of a GenBank genome assembly.